Molecule: messenger RNA, 4840 nt
Organism: Eucalyptus grandis
Lineage: Eukaryota; Viridiplantae; Streptophyta; Magnoliopsida; Myrtales; Myrtaceae
Product: regulator of nonsense transcripts 1 homolog
Exons: 29
Coding region: 213-4022 (1269 amino acids)
Biological process (GO): nuclear-transcribed mRNA catabolic process, nonsense-mediated decay
Cellular component (GO): cytoplasm
Molecular function (GO): hydrolase activity; RNA binding; RNA helicase activity
Source: RefSeq, a predicted model, not a curated record
UCUCUCCUCCUUUCUCUUUCUAAUUUCCUUCUCUUUACCAGCGCCUUCUUUCUCUCUCUCUCUACAUCCCUCUCAUCUACUCCUCCUCCACCAAACCCUAACCCGGCGUCGCUCCUUCUCCUCCUCCUCCUCCCGAAACCGCGGCCGCGCACGGCGGCGGCGGCCCCUAAAACCCUAAAUCGGCCGCGAGAGACGGGCGGCUCCGGCGGGCCAUGGAUUCCCAGCAGAACAGCCUCUUCGAGACGGCGUCGCAGCCCGACGCCGGCAAUGACGCCUACACCUUCUACGAAUUCAACACCCAGGGCGACGGCGAUUUCGAUUACCCCGAGUUCCGCGACCCGAUGCGGUCCGCGUGGCCCACCCCGUCCGACUCCAUCGCCGCCGACCCCACCGCCGGCGGCCCCUCCUCCGCCGAUCAGCAGUCCGACAAUUCCCCCGUAUCCGCCGCGCCCGGCGGCGCCACGAAGAGCCGCCGCGGCGGGGGCGGAGGCUCGGGGAGCAGCAGCGGAGGGGGCGGGAAUCAGACGGUGGAUGCCCUAGCCGCCGGGAUGAGCGGGUUGAAUUUCGAGGAUACGGUCGAUGACGAUAGUUAUGAGUACGGGAAGGGCGAUUUCAUGGAGCACGCGUGUCGGUACUGCGGGGUUUCGAACCCUGCGUGUGUGGUAAGGUGUAACGUACCGUCGUGCCGGAAAUGGUUCUGCAAUUCGAGGGGAAACACAUCCGGGUCACAUAUUGUCAAUCACCUGGUCAGAGCAAAGCACAAAGAAGUUUGCCUUCAUAAGGACAGUCCUUUGGGGGAAACCAUUCUUGAAUGCUAUAAUUGUGGAUGCCGUAAUGUUUUCCUUCUUGGAUUCAUUUCUGCCAAAACUGAAAGUGUUGUUGUUCUACUGUGUCGGGAGCCCUGCUUGAGCGUCAAUGCUUUGAAGGACAUGAACUGGGACCUGAGUCAGUGGUGUCCUUUGAUUGAUGACAGAUGCUUCUUGCAGUGGCUUGUUAAGGUCCCAUCAGAACAGGAGCAGUUGAGGGCACGCCAGAUCAGCGCACAACAAAUAAACAAGAUAGAAGAACUGUGGAAGACGAAUCCUGAUGCUUCCCUUGAGGAUCUUGAGAAGCCUGGUGUGGAUGAUGAGCCUCAGCCUGUGGCACUGAAGUAUGAAGAUGCAUAUCAGUAUCAAAAUGUUUUUGCUCCACUCAUCAAGCUUGAAGCUGAUUAUGAUAAAAUGAUGAAAGAAUCUCAGAGCAAGGACAAUGUCACUAUUCGAUGGGAUAUUGGUCUGAACAAGAAGCGCAUUGCAUAUUUUAUUUUCCCUAAGGAAGACAAUGAGUUGAGACUAGUACCAGGUGAUGAGUUGAGGCUCCGCUAUUCAGGAGAUGCUGCUCAUCCAGCGUGGCAAUCUGUGGGGCAUGUGAUUAAGCUAACUGCACAAGAAGAGGUUGCUUUGGAGCUUCGUGCCAGUCAGGGCGUUCCAGUUGAUGUCAAUCACGGUUUGAGUGUUGACUUUGUGUGGAAGAGUACAAGCUUUGACAGAAUGCAGGGAGCAAUGAAGACAUUUGCUGUGGAUGAAACAAGUGUCAGUGGGUAUAUCUAUCACCACUUGUUGGGCCAUGAGGUUGAGCUUCAAAUGGUCCGGAAUACGUUGCCUCGUCGAUUUGGUGCACCUGGACUUCCUGAGCUCAAUGCAUCUCAGGUUUUUGCUGUGAAGAGCGUUCUCCAGAAGCCCAUAAGUUUGAUUCAGGGUCCUCCUGGCACAGGCAAAACUGUUACUUCAGCGGCGAUAGUUUAUCACAUGGCUAAACAAGGACAGGGGCAAGUUCUGGUCUGUGCUCCAAGUAAUGUUGCUGUGGACCAGCUUGCUGAAAAGAUAAGUGCAACUGGAUUGAAGGUUGUUAGGCUUUGUGCAAAAUCCAGGGAAGCUGUCAGUUCCCCUGUUGAGCAUUUGACCCUCCAUUAUCAGGUUCGACAUCUUGACACUUCUGAAAAGAGCGAGCUUCACAAAUUACAACAGUUGAAGGAUGAGCAAGGGGAACUGUCAAGUAGUGAUGAAAAGAAGUACAAAGCUCUAAAACGUGCCACCGAGCGAGAGAUUUCUCAGAGUGCUGAUGUCAUUUGUUGCACGUGUGUCGGUGCUGGAGAUCCUCGAUUAGCAAAUUUUCGCUUUCGGCAGGUUCUAAUAGAUGAGUCAACUCAGGCUACAGAACCUGAAUGUCUGAUCCCCCUGGUUCUCGGUGCCAAACAGGUAGUGCUAGUUGGUGAUCACUGUCAGCUUGGUCCUGUCAUUAUGUGCAAGAAAGCUGCUCGAGCUGGACUGGCUCAAUCGUUAUUUGAACGUCUUGUUCUUCUUGGGGUAAAACCAAUCAGGCUGCAGGUUCAAUAUCGUAUGCAUCCAUCUCUGUCUGAAUUCCCAUCAAAUAGCUUCUAUGAAGGUACACUGCAAAAUGGAGUUACAAUCAAUGAACGGCAGUCUACAGGCAUUGAUUUUCCUUGGCCUGUGCCAAACCGCCCCAUGUUUUUCUAUGUCCAGAUGGGACAAGAGGAGAUAAGUGCCAGUGGAACAUCUUAUCUUAAUAGGACUGAAGCUGCAAAUGUUGAGAAAAUUGUAACAACUUUCUUAAGAAGCGGAGUAGUCCCCAGCCAGAUUGGAGUGAUAACACCAUAUGAAGGACAAAGGGCCUAUAUUGUCAACUAUAUGGCAAGAAAUGGUGCUUUGAGACAGCAACUCUACAAGGAAAUUGAGGUUGCUAGUGUAGAUUCAUUUCAAGGAAGGGAAAAGGAUUACAUCAUUUUGUCUUGUGUACGCAGUAAUGAACACCAGGGAAUUGGAUUUCUGAAUGAUCCUCGCAGGCUCAAUGUUGCUUUAACACGUGCUCGAUAUGGAAUUGUUAUCCUUGGAAACCCUAAAGUUCUAAGCAAACAGCCUCUGUGGAAUAGUUUAUUGACUCACUACAAGGAACAUGAAUGCUUGGUUGAAGGACCUUUGAAUAACUUGAAACAGAGCAUGGUUCAGUUUCAAAAACCGAAAAAGAUCUACAAUGAUCGGAGACUGUUCUUUGGUGGAGGACCUGGGAUUAUGCCACAUGAUGGUUUUGGUCCCAUUGCAUCCUCUAGUCCAAAUGCUGAUAGGAGAAGCAGCCGUGCCCGAGGUUCUUAUGUGCCACCUGGCCCACCAAAUGGCACUCACAAGACAGGAGUGCAUCCAGCUGGAUUUCCAAUGCCUAGAGCCCCCAUCCAUCCAUUUCCUGGUGCUCCCCCUUCUCAGCCAUAUGCUAUACCAACUCGAGGAGCUGUUCAUGGACCUGUUGGAGGCGUUCCUCAUGGCCCUCCACCUGGAAGUCGUGGUUUUGGGGCUGGACGUGGCGGUGCUGCUCCUAUUGGCAGUCAUCUACCGCACCAGCAAGGGACACAGCAAACUAUUGGUGGUUCUAAUUUCAACUUUCCUCCUCUGGAGAAUGCAAAUAGCCAGCCAUCUGCGGGUGGCCAACUGUCUCAACCUGGAUUUGUCAAUAACCUACAAACACAGGGAUCUGGCCAAGCUUUCCGUGAUGGUUUCUCCAUGGGGGGCAUGUCACAAGAUUUCUUGGGUGAUGACUUCAAGAGCCAGGGAUCACAUGUUCCCUACAAUAUGGCUGAUUUUUCUACACAGGCUUCUCAAAGUGGGUAUGCUGUUGAUUAUAUGACACAAGGUGGACAAGGUGGCUUCCCUGGGAAUUUCCUAAAUCAGAAUACUCAAAAUAUGUAUUCUCGUUUUGGCAGUGGAAAUGAUUUUAUGUCUCAGGAUUACAUGACUCAUGGAUCACAAGCUCUAUUUACUCAAGUGGGUUUUAGUGAACCCUCACAAGAUGAUCCAUCGCAAAGCCACUUCGGGAUGAGCAGCCAACUGCAGACUCAGGGCUUGAUGAAUUCUCUUUAUUCUCAGCCUUUUACACAAUAUGGCAUGCAACCUCUGAACCUGCAAUCUUCUCAACAGCCGCAAUCUCAGCAAGGUCAGGGCUCACAGAAUCAGAAGAUUCACUAUGCUGGUUAAGGGUUGAAGUGUGGCUAUAGCUGUGAUGGGUCAUACUCCUUUUGCAUUCAGCAGCUUGGUCUGUGCUAUUCUGUCUGCGUAAAAAAUAUUGGCUUGAAGAAUGGGGAAGCAGAAAGUUGUUUUUUGAGGCCCAUCGGAUCCUCUUGGUGAUGAGGUUCGAUGGAUCUUGAAUUGUGGAAAUAAAGAGGUAAUUUGAGGAUAUAAGUGGUUAUUAGCCAUGACGCAGACACAGCAGCACAUAUUCACGGCUGAGAAAGAAAGGAUAGCCCCAGUAAACUGCUUUUAUCCUUGCUCUCAAGAAAGUGCGACUUUUUGAGAGAUACAGAGAAUUUUACAUGGAUGGUUUUGUCGAAAGGGUUUCCGAGGCUUUAAAAGAAAUGAAGCCACUCAUCUUGUGGGUAAACAACAUGACACACAGGGAAGCAAUGCCAGCCAGAGAUUUUGUACAGCACUGCCAGGAAAGUCGCCGGACCCUUUUAGCUUCUCCUGACAUGUAAUCAUACUCUCUAGACAAGUAAACAAGACGAAGAUAGGUGAUAGAUUGAGUGUGCCAAGAAUAGUCUAAUGAUUUGUGCUGGUGAUUUGUUAGUGUUAUGGGUUCCUUGAUCAUGCCCGCUCGGUAUGCUAUGCUUUAUUAGAUUGGAGACGGGCGAAUUUUACUUUUUGGUCAUAGGGAACGGGUGAUUGGUUGACUGGAAUUUGGCCGUACUUUUUUUACGUUGUAUUUGUGGAGUUGUGAAUGGGUGCUUGAGUUGUUUCUUGCGUUUUUGGCACAGGGACCAAUGGGCAUGGUAGACGAGUGGAAAUAAUUUUAAUUC